AUGGCUGACGACAAGGAAGUUGAGAAAACGAUUGCAGAAGACUUGGUUGUAACCAAGUAUAAAUUAGCGGGUCAAAUUGUUAACCGCGUUCUAGAACAAGUGAUUGCAAAAUGUGUGCCCGGUGCUUCUGCAAGAGAAAUUUGUGAAUUUGGCGAUAAGCUAAUAUUAGAAGAGACAUCUAAAGUAUUCAAAAAGGAGAAAGAUUCCAAGAAAGGCAUAGCUUUCUCAACAUGUGUAUCUGUGAACAAUUGUAUAUGUCAUUUUUCCCCAAUUCCAAGUGAAACUGAUUACAUUUUGAAACAAGGUGAUCUUGCGAAAAUAGAUCUGGGUGCCCAUAUUGAUGGCUUCAUUGCAGUGGUGGCCCAUACUGUGGUUGUUGGAGUUGAAGAAGUCACUGGUCGUGCCGCAGAUGUACUUCUUGCUGCAUAUCUUGCCAGUGAAGCCGCCUUGAGAUUAUUGCGGCCUGGAAAUGAGAACUAUGCAAUAACAGAUGUGGUACAAAAGAUUAGUGCGGAAUAUGCAUGCAAGCCAGUUGAAGGCAUGCUUUCACACCAAUUGAAACAAUUCCGCAUUGACGGUGAGAAGAGCAUAAUUCAAAAUCCUUCUGAAGCCCAACGCAAGGAGCAUGAGAAAGCUACACUGGAAACAUAUGAAGUUUAUGCAAUGGAUGUGCUUGUCUCUACAGGAGAGGGUGUGGGACGUGAAAUGGAUACGAGAUGUACAAUAUACAAGAAAACUGAUGAAGUGUAUCAGCUUAAAUUAAAAGCGUCAAGAAUGUUUUACAGUGAGGUUCGCAACAAGCAUGGCUCAAUGCCAUUCAAUUUACGUAGCUUUGAUAAGGAGACAAGUGCAAGGCUUGGAGUAGUUGAGUGUGUGAAUCACAAGCUCAUUGAACCUUUCCAGGUGCUGUAUGAACGUCCUGGUGAAUUAGUAGCACAAUUUAAAUUCACAGCACUACUGUUACCAAGUGGUACACAUAAAAUAACAGGAUUGCCAUUUGACAAGAGUAUAUGCAAGAGUGAUCGCUCCAUCAAAGAUCCUGAACUUAAUUCACUUCUGAACUCCUCUGCAAAAUCCAACAAAAAGAAGAAAAAGAAAGCUGGUGCUGAAGAGGCCAUGGAAGUUGAAACCGCUGCCUAG
Messenger RNA from Parnassius mnemosyne (clouded apollo), 1140 nucleotides. Lineage: Eukaryota; Metazoa; Arthropoda; Insecta; Lepidoptera; Papilionidae. The record is from the annotation of a GenBank genome assembly.